This is a messenger RNA of Spea bombifrons (plains spadefoot toad), 2477 nucleotides long. RefSeq names its product protein phosphatase, Mg2+/Mn2+ dependent 1E (gene PPM1E). The coding region runs from base 58 to 1944 and encodes 628 amino acids. The record is from RefSeq and is a predicted model, not a curated record. NCBI's taxonomy places the organism in Eukaryota, Metazoa, Chordata, Amphibia, Anura, Pelobatidae. The transcript has 7 exons. Gene Ontology annotation, molecular function: protein serine/threonine phosphatase activity; cation binding. Gene Ontology annotation, biological process: protein dephosphorylation; negative regulation of protein kinase activity.
CCGUGCUGCACGAAGACCUUCCCCAUUCUCUAUUUCUUUGCCCAGGAAUGAGAAGCGAUGUCCGGCAUAUCCAGCGACGAGAAGAACUGCCGCAGGUUCCUGGAGCUUUUCCUGGGGGAGUUUAGGGGACCAUUCGGGGAGGAGGACCCGAUCCCAUUCCGACCCAUGGCAGAUCACAUCACUCCAGAUGAGGUGGAAGGAGAAUGCCUGGACCUGUGCCUACAGCAACUCUGCAAAUAUAAUUGCCUAUCGUUCUUGGCUGCUGGACUGGCAAGGGCCACUGCAGAUGAGAUAUUGCAAAGUGACUUAUCCGUGUACUACUUACCAAAGCAUGUGGAUGGAACGGAAGGCAUCAUACAGAUUGAUACAGUGAAAUUAGCACAUGCAGUAUUCAGCAAAUUACAUGAGAUCUGCUGUAGCUGGGUGAAGGACUUUCCCAUGCGGCGCAAGCCACACCUGUAUUAUGAAACCUCUAUCCACGCCAUCAAGAACAUGCGUCGUAAGAUGGAGGACAAGCAUGUCUGCGUCCCGGACUUCAACAUCCUCUUCAAUCUGGAGGAUCAGGAAGAGCAAGCUUACUUUGCUGUGUUUGACGGGCAUGGAGGAGUAGAUGCUGCUGUGUAUGCUGCUAUACAUCUUCAUGUGAACUUGGUGAAGCAAGAGAUAUUCCCACAGGAUCCUGCAGAGGCGCUGUGCAGAGCUUUCCGCACCACAGAUGAGGGCUUUGUUAAGAAGGCCGCUAGGGAGAACCUUCGGUGUGGAACAACUGGAGUGGUGGCAUUUCUCCGUGGUAACAUGCUGUAUGUGGCCUGGCUGGGAGACUCCCAAGUGAUGUUGGUACGGCGGGGACAACCUGUAGAACUUAUGAAGCCCCAUAAACCAGACAGAGAGGAUGAGAAGCAUCGUAUUGAGGCCUUGGGCGGCUGUGUGGUCUGGUUUGGAGCAUGGAGAGUUAAUGGUAGCCUGUCUGUCUCCAGAGCUAUCGGGGAUGCUGAGCACAAGCCAUAUAUCUGCGGAGAUGCAGACUCUGCCUCUGUUGUCCUUGAUGGCUCUGAAGAUUACCUCAUUCUGGCAUGUGAUGGCUUUUACGACACAGUAAACCCUGAUGAGGCAGUGAAAGUGGUGUCUGACCAUCUAAAAGAGAACAAUGGGGACAGCAGUAUGGUUGCCCACAAGCUUGUGGCUUCUGCUCGUGAUGCAGGUUCCAGUGACAACAUCACAGUCAUUGUUGUGUUUCUCAGGGACUUAAACCCAUCUACCAACACUGAGCAGGAUAACAACCAAGCAGAAAACUCUUUUGAUGGUGGUCAAGAAGGCAAUGGAGAUGACAAAGAGAACCAGGGAGAUGGCAAAGGAUCAUGGCCACUUCACCAGUGCUCAGCACCUGCUGACUUAGGAGGUUAUGAUGGACAAGAGUCCUUCACAGAUAGAACUAGCUUGAACCUUGGCCCUAAUAUACAGAUUAUAGAAAAACAAGGCUAUGUAGACCUGCAAGGGGAAGGCAGCAAACCACGUAGUGCCAAAUGCGUGCCAUGCUCCCAAGUGUCAAGCAACAUCUCACCAAAAAGAGCCAAUAUGAAGAAAGAGUCUGCAGGAAGUCCUUCAGCUUAUCGAGAAAGUUCACUCUGUCCUUCUCAGGAGCUAAAGGAUGAAUGUUUGAAAGUUGUAGAGAAUGAUCCCUCACAUGCAUCUCCUGUACGGUUCAGGAAGAGGACAGGAGGGACUAAGGUCAAACCAAAGUUUCUUUCUUUGAUAAAGCCUUCUCACAAAGCACUGUCUACUUUAUCAGUGCCAGGGCAAAGCAUUGGUAAACAUAGGGUAUCACUUCAUAGCUCUCUAAUUUCUAGGAAAACUAGUCAUAAAGGUAGUUUGAUGAAUAGAGCAUUGUUAAGAGAGAGCAACUGUAUAGCAGUGGUAGAUCUACAUAGAUGCUAUAAUAUGUAAAAGAAACCUUAACCUCCCUUGUGUAUUCUUUACUUGUAGUGUUCCAGUGAAUUAGGUUAGAUAGACUCUAAUGGCAUAUUUUGCUAUCUUAGUGUAUUGAUCACACCCCAAGUAGUGCACAGUAUGGUACUCUGUCUACUUAUAAACUGACAUCUCUAUAGGAAAUUUGACAAGUGUCAGCUUGACACACCACUAGCCACUUGCCAGUUGACAAAUCUUGUCAAAAUAGGCCAAGGAUGACAUUCAAUGUGGCACAAACAAAUCACAGAAACAUUAAAUAUCCUCGGAGCCAGAGAUUAUUAAAUAACAUUUCUUAUAAAUGCAGUUAAAAUGCCAAUUGGUCUUACCCCUCACAAUUCUAAUCAUACUUGACCAAAAUCUGCAGUCUUCAUAUUUACUGCACACUGUGGUCAACAUCAAAAAUGUGGCACUUUUUGCACUGCUGAUAGUAGUAAAUUCAUUAAGACCACUUAUUCCAUAUCAGUGGCAUGAAAGUGAAAGAGUGAAAGCGACAGCUGCCCCUCCUUCCCAUA